Hypoxylon trugodes is the source of this 2117-nucleotide messenger RNA. Its product is annotated as autophagy-related protein 22-like protein. Bases 418 to 1947 code for a protein of 509 amino acids. The record is from RefSeq and is a predicted model, not a curated record. NCBI's taxonomy places the organism in Eukaryota, Fungi, Ascomycota, Sordariomycetes, Xylariales, Hypoxylaceae. The transcript has a single exon. Gene Ontology annotation, biological process: amino acid transmembrane export from vacuole.
AGCCGAGACAUAUGUGAUAUGCGGUCAGUCUGUCUAUACUUAUUCAUGAUGCAUCUACGCUUUUCUAAAACACCACGCCAUCGUUGGAAAUAAUACUGACAAUCAUUAGCCAUUUGUGAGUAGCUGCGUUUCCUCUAAAACAUUUACCUACAUGCCAUAGCUCCCCGUCCUGCGAUAUUCGAAAAGCGCUCGAUCUUACCCGUCACGAAUAAAUCUAUACACGUAACCAUAAUCAUAUUCUGUGAAACCCGAGCUUACCGAUUGCGAACAGCUUCGUUCAUUCCCAUCCUAUUAGAGAGCUUGGCAAGAGAAAAUGGUGUUCUUCUAUCUGACCGGGAAACGCCCUGCGGUGACAACUCAAAUGGACAAUGUAUCGUCACCGUCCUCGGCAUCGAGAUUAAUACCGCAAGCUUCGCCAUGUAUACCUUCAGUAUCAGCGUCCUUCUCCAGGCGUUGUUAGUCGUUAGCAUCAGCUGCGCGGCUGAUCACGGCAAUUACCGAAAGCGUUUAUUACUGACAUUUGCUUGGGCGGGGAGCCUCUGCGUCAUGUGCUAUAUCUUCAUAUUUAAAGAGAUAUAUAUGCUAGGCGCAUUUCUAGCCAUCAUCUCCAACACAUCAUUCGGCGCGUCAUUCGUUCUCUUGAAUUCAUUCUUACCGCUUCUCGUUCGUCAUCAUCCGAAAGUACAAGAGUCUGUAGCUGGAAUACCAGAAGAUCCGGAGCUAGAAUCAGAUACGGACACGCCAAUUGGAAGUCGGUCUCUAUCAACCUCUCCCACCCUCGCUGAACACCCGUUAAGUAACUCGACAAGUGCUUUACUCCCACGAAACGAUGCCGAUUCCGAUAUCCACGAUCUACGACGGAUACCGACUCACGAGGAGCUAACUUCCAUAGAGCUCCAGCUUUCUACACAGAUAUCCGCACAGGGAAUCGGCAUCGGCUACGGUGCUGCUCUAUUUGUGCAAUGCGCUUCCAUCAUGAUCCUUGUGGGAAUGGGUAGUUCCACUUGGUCUCAACGAGUUGUUCUCUUUUUUAUAGGAGCUUGGUGGGCUAUCUUCACAAUACCAGCAGCCAUAUGGUUGAGGCCUAGACCUGGACCGCCUCUCCCAGAGAGUCGACACCAAGGCUCUCGUGCUUGGUUGUCGUAUAUUGCUUACUCUUGGAAGAAUCUAUAUCGAACUGUCAAGCUAGCGCGCCGCUUAGUUGACAUUUGUCUAUUUUUAGCUAGCUGGUUUCUUCUUUCCGACGCCAUUGCGACAACAUCUUCGACUGCGAUAUUGUUCGCCAAGACGCAACUAGGCAUGAAACCGUGGGCGUUAGGCAUGAUCAACGUUAUAACUACGACUACAGGUGUUUUGGGUGCAUUCAGUUGGUCAUUCAUCUCUCGGCAUUUCAAGUUAAAGCCACAUCAAACCGUGCUUGGUUGCAUCGCUCUUUUCGAAAUCAUCCCCAUUUAUGGUCUCUUGGGUUACUUGCCUUUUAUUCAACGGUGGGGGGUCAUCGGACUUCAAAAACCGUGGGAAAUGUACCCACUAGCUGCCAUUUAUGGCUUUGUUCUCGGCGGACUGAGUUCCUACUGUCGGUCAUUAUUUGGCGAAUUAAUCCCUCCUGGAUCGGAAGCUGCAUUCUAUGCUCUAUACGCCAUCACUGAUAAAGGUUCGAGUAUAUUUGGCCCUGUUAUAGUUGGAGCAAUCAUUGACGCGACUGGCGAGAUCCGUCCGGCAUUCUGGUUUCUGGCAGCAUUAGUUGGCGUUCCGGCACCAAUCAUUUACUUCGUCAAUGUCGAACGUGGCAAGUUCAACAGCGAGAAACUAGCCGAGGUGAUAGAGGGGUUCAAGAGCGCAGAAAAUACCCAAUCAAGUACACCUCACAACGGGUUUGAAAGUCAAGGAAUGCUGCAUAAUUAUGAUAGCGAGGAUGGUGAAAUUGACGGCCACGCGAGGCCAUAAUAUUGUCGAAUUUAUUCUAGACGUGUGGGGUCUAUCUAUCUUAACUUGCAUAGCGAUGGCGUUGACUAUAAUGGACUCCCUUUCACGAUACCUAAAGGAAGGCUUGGAUAGACGAUACUCUUAGGUACUUAGCUCUAGACCGGACCAAUUUAAUUGCAUUUUAAGCAUAC